This is a messenger RNA of Syzygium oleosum, 1163 nucleotides long. RefSeq lists its product as uncharacterized. Gene Ontology annotation, cellular component: cytoplasm. Lineage: Eukaryota; Viridiplantae; Streptophyta; Magnoliopsida; Myrtales; Myrtaceae. The transcript is spliced from 4 exons. Bases 63 to 821 code for a protein of 252 amino acids. The record is from RefSeq and is a predicted model, not a curated record. Gene Ontology annotation, biological process: protein folding.
UCCAUUUCUAGUGCAAAACUGGAACUCUCCCGAGAGAAGCGACGCAGGACGAGAUCGGAACAAUGGCUGACUACCACUUCGUGUACAAGGACGCGGAGGGCGCGUCGACGCAGUGGGACGACAUCCAGAGGAAGCUCGGCAACCUGCCGGAGAAGCCGCCGCCGUUCAAGCCGCCGCCGUUCGCUCCGCCGCCCGAUCCGGAGUCGCUGCCCAGGGACAAGUCGUGGAUCGACGGCAAGACCCCGGAGGAGCUCGAGGACCUCGAGGACGACCCCGACCUCGACGACGACCGCUUCCUCGAAGAGUACAGAAAGAAGAGGUUGGCCGAGAUGAGGGAAACGGCUAAGGUUAUAAAGUACGGAUCGGUGAUUCCCAUCUCAGGAUCGGAUUUCGUGCGAGAGGUUUCGCAAGCUCCUCCUGAAGUUUGGGUCGUCGUCAUUCUCUACAAAGACGGAAUUGCAGAGUGUGGAGUGCUCAUGAAUUGUCUGGAAGAAUUGGCGACGAGAUAUCCUGCGACGAAGUUUGUUAAGAUUAUAUCUACUGAUUGCAUCCCGAACUACCCUGAUCGGAAUGUACCCACUAUACUAGUGUACAACAAUGGUGCAGUGAAAGCUAACUAUGUGGGCUUGCAGAGUUUUGGCCGCAGAUGCACAUCUGAAGGUGUUGCACUAGUUCUCUGCGAAUCAGAUCCCGUACUAAAUGAUGGGCAGAGCAAAGGUGAUGCAUCAAGAAAAGCUGUCAUUGACGGAGUUCGUAAAAAGUUCAUAGAGAAAGUUGUGGCAGACCAUGAAGAUGAUGAUGAUGGAUCAUCAAGUGAUUAGCAUCUGAUAGUCUCUGUUUCUUUUUCUUUCCGAGUUCAAGCUGAAGGUGCGGAUGUUUCAUUAGCAUGGAGGACUCGAUAGUCUACUUAAUUCCUCUUGCUUAAGGCUUGCAAUUUUUCUUUUCUUUUGCUUUCAAUAUCCUUAAAUUGGUGAAGAGAGAUUCUGCUUGUGAAUUCCAAGCUGACAGUAGAAGUAAAUUUUGUGAUUUUAAGUAAUGGCUCAGGAGGCUGACUUUUAUGUCAUGCCCAAGCCAGAUAGUUGUAACUGCAAUUUUCUGACAAUCGUUUUCUAGGUUAAUUUUAUCGUCUGUUAAUGGAAAGCAGCUCGUUCCUAUUGGUGUGA